GUAAUGAGCGAGACAGAUAACGCCUCGUCAACUCGGAAGAGUGUCUCGACAACAGAGUCUUCGAUUGUCAAAAGCAGGGAGCCUCAGUUCCCCGUGGUUCUAACUCUACAGCAACAACUUUCUACUCUCAACGAAAGACUGGGCAGUAUGAUGUUGAUUCUGAACUCGUUGACCUCGAAGAGCAGACGAGAUGAAAUUAAGCUGGCAACAGAUGCGAUUCACGACACUGUUAAUUCGUCUAAAUCGCUGGACCAAAUGCUAGUAUCAGAUUCGAAGUUUAUAAUGCGGGAGUUGGACGAGCUCUUACUCAAAGAAGACGAAAAAGACUCUGCCGUUAAACUUCGUAGACAACUCAGAGCUUCAGGCAGCGGAGAAGACGUCGACGGUCUGCGAAAACAAAUCGAUUUCCUCUCAUCUCAGCUCUUAGAGGCGCAAUCGCACAAACUGGUUUUGGAAACGAGAUUGGGAGAGAAAGAAAGAAAUAUCGAGCAGACUGAAGAUGCACUGGCUAACAGUAUGGCAGACAUGAAGCACGUGAGAGCAGAAGCUCAGAAGAGCUUCCUGAAGCAUGAUAAGAGAUCUAAGGAGGCUGAAAGUAGAGUGAAGUCUAUUUCAUCUGAGUUGAAGAGGGCGAACGAGAUGGCGACCAAGUACAAGUCACUUUACGAGAAUGAGAAACGGAGGGGAAGAAAUGGAGGAGCCAAUGGCAGUUACAUGGGUACUGAGGGAACACAUUCACAGCGAAAAAUUGGAAAUUUGGGUCUGCAACAGCGCAAUCAAUCCCCACCCAUGGUCAUGGCUCGACAGGAUUCAAAUGAGGCUCUCAGAUCAAGGGCAUACACCGCCCCGAGUCAGCGAUACUCUGACAUCAAGCCUCCACCGAUCAAUAUUGACUCUCCGGAUGGCGCAAAACCAGAGGAAUUGGAAGAAAAAGUUGCAGGCGACGAGAACCGAAAGAAGUCGGAUCAGCUUGAAGUGCCGAAGGAAGAAGAGAAGGGUGUGGAGGGUGGGGAUCGAUCCUUAGGUCCUAGGGCGACGAGCCAGCAGGCGGUGAGAAAGAAGCACUCGCCGAGGGGACACAGUCCACAAUAUGUAACAGCAGAGGAAGGAGCGGUGAAUAAAACAUGUCUGAAAGUGGAAGAUAUUAUUCGAAAGAAUCACCAAUACCUGGAGGAGGCUGAAGAGCGGGACAAUGAGGUUAAACUGUGGAGGUCUCUGUUUGUGGAUAUGACUGACAAGCUGAAGGCAUACAAUGCAGAGAUGAUGAGAUGUCAGGGCGAAGUUUCCACUCUACAUGAAGAGCGAAUGGACCUAAAAGCUAGACUUCAGAAGGAACAGAAAGACAAUGCUAUCAUGCGUAAGGAAUUGGAGAAACACGCAAACUCCUUCAUUGAGUACAAGAAGCUACAGUUCCAACUAUCAGAGGAAAUCAAAUGGUCCAAGCUGAAACCUUUGGCACCAACGAAGAUUUACAGCAAGUCCAGACCAAAGAGCUUCAGUAAGUCGCGCUCAAUUCAAGUCGAAACUUGGGCUGGAGGAUCUUGAAUUUAAUUUAAAACCUUCCUGAAUUUGAUUACUAACGACUCAAUUAAUGAUAUGUACAAAUCUGUAUAUAUGAAUUUAUGAAUAUAGAUUGUAGAAAAAAAUUGUAGAUAUAAUAAAAUUGCUUUGAAAUAGAACAGGUGGCAUAUACAUUUUUUCAUUAGAGCAGUUCUUUAUCUCAAAUUGUACAAAGUA
Molecule: messenger RNA, 1737 nt
Organism: Symsagittifera roscoffensis
Lineage: Eukaryota; Metazoa; Xenacoelomorpha; Acoela; Convolutidae
Exons: 9
Coding region: 4-1545 (513 amino acids)
Source: RefSeq, a predicted model, not a curated record